Rosa chinensis is the source of this 2035-nucleotide messenger RNA. Its product is annotated as glycerol-3-phosphate dehydrogenase [NAD(+)] GPDHC1, cytosolic. Gene Ontology annotation, molecular function: NAD binding; glycerol-3-phosphate dehydrogenase [NAD(P)+] activity. Gene Ontology annotation, biological process: glycerol-3-phosphate catabolic process; carbohydrate metabolic process. Lineage: Eukaryota; Viridiplantae; Streptophyta; Magnoliopsida; Rosales; Rosaceae. The record is from RefSeq and is a predicted model, not a curated record. Gene Ontology annotation, cellular component: cytosol; glycerol-3-phosphate dehydrogenase (FAD) complex. The transcript has 7 exons. The coding region runs from base 371 to 1804 and encodes 477 amino acids.
AACUAGGACUAUUAAUGCUUCUGUCACCCCAACUGUACCUCAACAAUACUCCAUUAAUGCCUCCCCCAUCUUCAAAUUUUAUUCAGAACUUUAUUUUAACCAAAACCCAAAACCAUAGCUUUAUUUUUCUCACCCUCAUUGCACUUCUAGUGAGGAGGAAAAUUACAAUGCCGGCUCUGCUCUUGUAGUUUCCGCUCUCAAGUUUCUGCUGCAUUUGGGUAGGAAAGAAGGAAAUCUUGAUUGCUGGGUCUGAAAAUCGGAGUGAUCAAGGUGCUAUUUAUUUGGAAGAAAGAGAUUACAAAUUUGAAGCAAAAGUGUGCAUUGGGAGAGUUUUCUUUGUAAUUGUUGUUGGUAGUGAUUUACUCGAAUAAUGAAGAUGGUGGGGAGCAUUGAGGCUGAGAAUGGAAGUUUGCACUCAAAUGGGUCUGUUCAGAAUUUCAAUGGUUUGGAAGAGAAGCUUGAUGAGCUGCGGCGCAUUGUAGGCAAGGCUGAUGGUGAUCCAUUGAGAAUUGUCGGUGUUGGGGCAGGUGCUUGGGGUAGUGUUUUUGCAGCUGUUUUGCAAGAUAGCUAUGGUCAGUUUCGAGACAAGAUUCAAAUAAGGAUAUGGAGAAGAGCAGGAAGGGCUGUGGAUAGAGCCACAGCUGAACAUCUUUUUGAAGUGAUCAAUUCAAGGGAGGAUGUGUUGAGGAGGCUGAUCAGGCGCUGCGCGUAUUUGAAAUAUGUGGAGGCAAGGCUAGGGGACCGGACACUUUAUGCAGAUGAGAUUUUGAAAGAUGGGUUUUGUUUGAACAUGAUUGAUACACCACUUUGUCAUUUGAAGGUGGUGACCAAUUUGCAGGAGGCUGUCUGGGAUGCCGAUAUCGUGGUAAACGGCUUGCCUUCAACUGAAACAAAAGAGGUGUUUGAAGAGAUUAGUAAUUAUUGGAAGGAAAGAAUCACAGAUCCCAUUAUCAUCUCUUUGGCCAAAGGUAUUGAGGCUGCACUCAAGCCUCUUCCACAUAUUAUAACUCCCACGCAGAUUAUUUACCGCGCAACUGGAAUCCCUCUGGAGAACAUACUUUAUCUGGGUGGACCAAAUAUUGCCUCGGAGAUUUACAACAAGGAAUAUGCAAAUGCUCGAAUUUGUGGAGCUGAGAAGUGGAGAAAACCUCUGGCCAAGUUUUUAAGGCAACCCCAUUUUAUUGUCUGGGACAAUAGCGACCUUGUUACGCAUGAAGUCAUGGGUGGUUUAAAGAAUGUAUAUGCCAUUGGAGCAGGGAUGGUAGCAGCCCUCACAAAGGAGAGUGCUACCAGCAAGUCUGUAUACUUUGCACAUUGUACGUCGGAGAUGAUAUUUAUUACUCAUUUGCUGGCUGAAGAGCCUGAGAAGCUUGCGGGGCCUUUGCUGGCUGACACAUAUGUUACCUUACUGAAAGGAAGAAAUGCGUGGUAUGGGCAAAUGUUAGCCAAAGGUGAAAUCAACCGGGAUAUGGGUGAGAACAUCAGAGGAAAAGGAAUGAUUCAGGGUGUCUCUGCAGUCCAAGCAUUUUAUGAACUUCUCAGUCAAUCGAGCCUGAAUGUGUUGCAUCCUGAAGAAAACAAGCCUGUCGCUCCAGUAGAGCUCUGCCCUAUCUUGAAGACACUAUAUAAAAUAUUGAUAACAAGGGAGCAAUCAUCACAAGCUAUUCUUCAAGCAUUGAGGGAUGAGAAUUUAAAUGAUCCAAGGGAACGCAUUGAGAUUGCGCAGAGCCAUGUCUUCUAUAGGCCUUCACUUCUGGGGCAGCCUCUGAAUAAUUUGAAAGUGCAAGAGAAAGUGGUAACAUAACUCUGGAAGCAUCAAGUAAUGGCAUUCUUGGACUGCAUUGGCAAAAAUUAAAUAAGCACGCUGCUCUGGAAGUUUAUGUUUAAUAUAACAAUAUAUACAUGAAUUGGAUAUUUUUAGCUUAUGCUUCAUAUGAUAGGUAUAAUCUGUAUAUAUGAGUUAAUGUAAUGUAAGUUCUGCUGAAACAAGGUUUCCCUGAGUUUGUCAAUGCAAAGUUUUACUGAUAUUCAAGUA